AUGAACAGCGCCAGCCCCCGCCACCCAAAGAGGUGCACCAGUCUUCAUCAACCGAAGAGGUGCGCCAGUCCCCAAUUCCCCGAAAAGGUCCUUCCCAUCAUCGCUAACGGACGUCAGCACGAGCAACCGUUGGAGCCUGCCCCUAGGCGAUCAAAUAGAUUCAAAUCCAAGCAGCCGCAACAACCUCCGACUUCUCCCCCGGUCGUCUCGCAGGAACCUGCGCUUCUCGACGAGGCGAUACUUGAAGAGUUCGACCGAUAUGUCCGUCGUGCAUGGAAUCCCACGCCGAUUUCGACAGACGAGCGUCUCGAGCGAUGGAGCGAUCGUCGACUCCAAGAGCUCUUGAGGCUUAAGCUGCCAGAGCCUCUUUCUUUGGAAGUGGCAUCCGAAAGAUACUUCGAUCUGGUGCGCAUCGUAGCAAGAGGGGCACCAGAGGCGGACCUCAAGGAUGCGCUGUUCAGUGACAGCAGGAGACCGAAAGCCUUUGUGCGCGUCGAUUCGUCGAGACGAUUGAGGGGUGAAGUUGGGAUUACACACAGUCUCGCCGGCAAUCUAUUACAUCAGCACUCUCCGUACUCGCUUGAAAGGGAACCCACUCGGUCUGCUGUGGCGGAUGCGCUCUACUCAGCGACCAAAAAGUUCAAAAAGGAUGGAGAGAUUGCUCCAGCCUUGGAAUACAUUGCAGACAAAAUCACCAACGACCCUGAGACCAAAUCACCGCAACAGAGGGAGUCGAAGAAGAGUCGCGCCAGCCAGUUGGCGGACGCUGCGGACGGGGGCGCAGCGCAGUCAUCAAAAGCGCCAACCUCAAAAGCCUCGUCUACGACGGAUGUGGUCGAGACCGACUUCUCAUAUGCGUUUCUCUGGAGCCCCCAAAACCCCUUUCGAGUCUUGAAAAGGGAGCACUCAGAUUAUCAUACGGUGUUUAUGGUGGUGGAGAUGAAGCAACUCCCGGUUGGUCCCGACAUGUGGAUCAAAGUAUCGCCAGGGCAGGCGAAGCAGCAAUAUCAGCAGGGGCUAUCACAGGUGAUCAAGUACCUCUACCGUGCUUGGGAGAAGUUUGGAACCAGGAUCGGUCUCUUCGUUUGCGGUCCGUUCUUUGCCAGACUGCUCGUCACCGACGACAAGGGCAACAUUGCCGUGGAGUGCAAACCUUGCCCAAACGUCGGGCAAGAGUAUUCCUCCCCGGGUUCUUUCUUCGAGGAGUUUGACUACCUCAGUCUACCUCACUCGCUGCUCCUUCCCUUCAAUCCACAGCUUGCCGAACAGCUGGGUGUUGGUGCCCCGUUUCCUUUGCUCAACUUGGAAGGCUUGCAAAAAUUCGAAGAAUUGAGCACCCGCGUCUUUGAAUCUGCUCUUGACAUGAAAGUCGCUGCGGCCCUUGGCAAGCGGUACGAUCCCUCUCCCACUUCUACUUCAGCCCAAGGCCAAGACUCCGGCUUUCCGACUCUCUGCGACCUUUCGCCACAAAGUGAUGCUGCCAUUGUGAAGGCUGGUCCUCGCUCUCCUAUUCAUUGGUACAUCAGUGCCCGACGAGACGCCAAGGACAGGGUCGAUGAGCACGACGUCAAAAUAUUUCUUGAAGCUUUCAAAGCGCAUGUUCUAUCGUCAUCCUCGCCGCCUAAAGAUUCUGGCAGUCACAAUCCUGACGACGGAGAGGGAGAUAAUCGGGGGCGCGAGGGUGACAAAGAUGAGGGUCACAAGGACAGUCAUCACGGGCGCAGUGGGGAAUAUGGGGGAUAUCGGGGCGGCGGCGGCGGUGGUGGUGGUCAAGGCGGGGAAAAGGCUACGGGGGCCAAGUCCGGAGGGCCGCAAGCGAAGGAAGAGGAGUUUCAAGAGAACUUUGAAGACGAUGUGGAAGAGAAUGUGGAAGAGUACGACGGACAAGACUUUCUAGACAAGGUCAAAUCCUGGGCACCUCACUCUGCCGACCCGGCAUUCGCCUUAGACCCGGCCCCUCGUCUACCUCCGACGUCCCGACCGCCAUCGACAUCUGGCUCAAGCACGUCUAACGACAGUGACGAGGAUGACGAGGAAUCCUGGGCGGAUUACGUAGAUACCGAAAGCCUGCCCCCCUCCAUUACCAUCAAAGCCGUCUUGUCGUCCACUAUGGACCAGCUAAUCGACGACGCUCUCAAGGAACAAGGUCUCCUUUCCGGGUGCACCGCGGGUGCCUCUGAACGUCCUUCGCCCACGAGGACAGCUCGUACCGAUGGUUCGGGCUCUACACCCGGUACAGCCUCCACACUCGUGGGCGCAAGCCCUUGCUCUGAGAGCGGCCCUCCGAAGGCUCGCUGA
Cryptococcus wingfieldii CBS 7118 is the source of this 2298-nucleotide messenger RNA. RefSeq lists its product as hypothetical. The record is from RefSeq and is a predicted model, not a curated record. The transcript is spliced from 3 exons. Lineage: Eukaryota; Fungi; Basidiomycota; Tremellomycetes; Tremellales; Cryptococcaceae. Bases 1 to 2298 code for a protein of 765 amino acids.